ACGCGAGAGACAACAUAGUACAACUUGAGGUUUAGAAGAGUUAGAGUAUCGGCUCUUAUCGAGAAUGACGCGCAAAGGUGGAGGAUGGAGGGGGCGCGGCCGCAGCGGGGCUCGAUGGCGGGACAGCAGGGCCAGGGGCAACCCCGCCGAGGCAUGCCAGGUCAACACCCGCGGGACCGUCACCAUCAAACAGGAGAAACAAGAUGAAGGCUAUGGUGAUGUGAAAGUGAAGUCAUUUGAGGAGAUCAUGGCUGAGAAGAGGCGGAGACGGCUGGGCCAGCAGACAGCUGCCAGGAGCUCCGCAGCACCUGGGGCAGCUACAGACGUCACGGAAACACACAGCACGCCAGGCCGUCCCAAAGACAGUCCUGUCCAGAGUGUCCGCAGUGCUGUGUCAGAUCCAGGAGGAACAGCGCUGUUCCGUGGUGUAGCUAACUUCAAUAACAGUACAGGCAACAUCAACACAACACAGGGAUCAUGGACUUCUUCAGCGUCAUCAACCCCAGUUCGACCUCUUGCUUCCAUACUGAAAAGUUCAUCUUCUUCUUCUCCGGUUUUUCCUGGUGAUCAGUUAGGUUUCGGUACCCCCAUUGUGUACCUGGACCGCUUGUCGCAAGCACAGGAAGAUGAGCUGUCCAGAGUUGGCAUGAUCAGGACUCCCUCCAACUCACCUUCCCCAGACAGGGGGUCCCCUGCUGCCAAGGAGAGAACGCCAAAAAGCAAGAAGAAGGGUGCAGGAAAGAGAAAAUCAGGAACAAAAGCUUACCUCGGGACCUCCGGGGAAGAAUCCACAGAGUCAUCAACUGUUGCAGUGAAGGUAGAAACGGACGUAGGUGCUUUAGGUAAAUUUGGGGACUCCAGUGGUCUCCUUGGUCUACGUAAUCUGUUAAAGGGAAGCGCAAAUCAAAGACCAGGAGACAGUAGGACAGAGCAGGAUGAAGUACCAACAAGUAGUGGACUAUUCUCUCCUGUUCCAAGUCAUACGGUCCCAGUGGAGACAAUACUCUCGGAGUGCAGAAAUCCCUUCGAGCUAACUCAGCAGCAAGAUGUGAUUCUUAUUGACAGUUCUGAGGAUGAAAGUGACACAAAGAUAUCAGGACAAUCCAGUAAAGGAAGGAGGAAGAAAAAACGGGAGAGGAAGGUGAGAGAAGGACAGCAGGACUCUUCCUUGGAGUUUGCUUGGAUAAAGAAGGAGCCAAAAGAAGAUGCCAAAGAUACAGCACAACCAAACCUUUCUCCACUUCCAAACCCUCUGACAUUUCCCUACAGGAACAACACUAUGGACUAUGGACUAAGAAAUGGCCCCUUUACUACAACUUCUUCUGACACACCUCAAGAGGUAGUGCCGUCUUCUUCACCAGAGCAGCCUGGAACAUCAGACAGUAGCCGUAAUGUCUGGGACAUCUUUUCUGAGACGGGUUCAAACACCUCUGGUACAGUCUCAACACAGCCUGUAGCUGUAGCUGAACUAUUUGUAAAUACUCCUACGACAGCUCUCACAGUCCCAACAACUUCGGACCACCCGAAACAAACUGUACCUCCAGUUGACACUUUUGAUGUUACCCAGUUGUCAAGGGCAUCGUCCCCAGACAGUAAUGCCUCCUAUUCCGUGCUUUUGAAGAGCGUGCAGGAACUGUCGGAGCUGGACGAGGAACACCAAACGUCCACAUAUUCACCAGAGUAUGAUGUCUUGAAUGGUAACACUGAAGCAGCCACACUUGCAAACAGCUGUUCCAGCCUGAGUCAGCCUCCUCUGGUUGAGACUGAGUAUAGUUAUAUUGAACUGCUGAAUGGACAACCUGAGGUGCCCAUAACAAGCCCACAAGCUGAGCUGUCCAUGCCAACCUUACAACCCGAGCUUCCUAUGGCAGGACAACCCAAUUGUAACAUUCCCCAAACUGACAGCAUCUCCAACUGCAUGUCACCUACUCAGCUCUUGCUAGAGGCAGGCAUACAGAAUAAUGUAGACCUUUCCCCUCCUAAACUGUUGCUUGAUUCCCCAGCUCUAGUACAGACCUUCCCCAGUCAGCUAGAUGGUCACGAUCACAACAAAGGAGGUACGGAACACAUCUCAGAAGCAGAGUCUUCGCAGGAAAGUCAAGAAAAUGCAAGGAGAGGUGAGACUCAAGUGACUCAGGACGGCAUAGAACUGGACAAAACAGACGUUGAAAAAAACAACAACCCACUUUCCAAAAACCCUCAAGUUGUAACAAGUCCGUCAGUGAUUGAAGACUUGGAAGUAGACAUGUUGUUGUCAUCCUUUGAAACACUUGCAAUGCCUGUGGACAUUGCUGAAAUGCAGAGUGAUAAGACAUUGGAAGUAGCAGAUAUGGAAUGCCCCUCACAAUGUGCCAAAAGUGGAGAAUAUGAUGUCUUGCAAACUGUUCAUGAAGUUCCUACAAGGGCAUCUUCUCAGCUUGAAGCUUCAACAUCAGAGAAAACUGGAAGAGGAAGAAGGAAGCCACAGCAGAAGAAACGGCAAUCGGCUAGGCUGAGGAAGAAGUCUGGAAGGAGCACUCAAGUGGAACCUGGAUCGCAGGGUGUGGGCCAAGACUACUCAGAGAAUGGUCAGAACUCGCCACAGCUGAAACGAAAAUCAUCAAGAAUGAAACCAAAUGCCCCACUGGUUGAACAAAAAUUAGCACGUGUGACAACAGACUCCCCAAGAGUUGAACAAAAAUCACCACAGAUGCAAUCUGACUGCCCAAGAGUUGAAGAGAACUCACCACAGGUGCAAUCAGAGAAGUCUGAAAGUGUGAGGCACAACUUGCCACAGGUGAAACAAAGUUUGCCACAGGUGAAAGCGAACUCACCACAGGUCCGACGAAAGUCCCCACGUGGGGGACAGGACUCACCAUGUGUGAGGAAAAAGACACGGCGUGGGGGACGGACAGCAUCAAGGACGGGACAGAACUCGCCACAAGUGGGACAGAACUCGCCACAGGUGGCCCAGGACUCACCACAGUUUGGACAGGACUCGCCACAGGUGGGACAGGACUCGCCACAGGUGGGACAGAACUCGCCACAGGUGGGACAGGACUCGCCACAGGUGGGACAGGACUCGCCACAGGUGGGACAGGACUCGCCACAGGUGGGACAGGGCUCGCCACAGGUGGGACAGGGCUCGCCACAGGUGGGACAGAGCUCGCCACAGUUGCGACAGGACUCACAACAGGUGGGUCAGAACUCUCCUCAGGUGGGACAGAAUUCGCCACAGGUGGGACAGAAUUCGCCACAGGUGGGACAGGACUCGCCACAGGUGAGACAGGACUCGCCACAGGUGGGACAGGACUCGCCACAGGUGGGACAGGACUCACCACUGGUGGGACAGGACUCGCCUCUUGAAAAAGAGCCACCACAGCAAGAACAGAACUCUCCCCAGCUGGAAACCAACAUACCACAGGCUGGACAGACCUUGCUACCAGCGGAACAGAACUCAACACAGAACUCACCACAACUUUCAGAUCUCACGCCACAGCUAGAACACAACCCACCACAAGAGCCACCACAGGUGAAACCAAAAUCACCACAGAUGAAAGCAAAGUCACGAAAGUCCCCACGCGUGAGACAGAACUCACCACGGGUGAGAAAAAAGACACUGCGAGUGAAGUGGACUGCACCACAGCCAGCAAACAAACCACCACAGCUGGGACACGACCCACCACAGCUGGGACACGACCCACCACAGCUGGGUGACGACCCACUACAGCUGGGACAUGACCCACCACAGCUGGGACACGACCCACCACAGCUGGGUGACGACCCACUACAGCUGGGAGACAACCCACUACAGCUGGGAGACAACCCACUACAGCUGGGAGACAACCCACCAGAGCUGGGACACGACCCACCACAGCUGGGACAAGACCCACCACAGCUGGGACACGACCCACCACAGCUGGGACAAGACCCACCACAGCUGGGACACGACCCACCACAAAAGCCACAAAAGGCAAAAUCACCAAGGGUGAAACCAAAAUCACCCAGGGUAACAGCAAAAUCACAGCAGGUCAAGCGGAAGUCCCCACGAGUGGAACAGAACUCACCACGGGUAAGAAAAAAGACUGCACCACAGCUGGCACAUGACCCACCACAACUGGGAGACAACCCACCACAACUGGGAGAUGACCCACCACAGCUGGGAGACAACCCACCACAGCUGGGACACGACCAACCACAGCUUGAAGGUGACCCACUGCCAAAACUGCCACAGGUGAAACCAAAGUCACCAAGGGUAACAGCAAAAUCACAGCAGGUCAAACGGAAGUCCCCACGAGUGGAACGGGACUCACCACAGGUGAGAAAAAAGACUGCACCACAGCCAGCAAACAACCCACCACAGCUGGGAGACGACCCACCACAGCUGGGACACGACCCAUCACAGCUGGGACACGACCCACCACAGCUGGGACAAGACCCACCACAGCUGGGACACGACCCACCACAGCUGGGACAAGACCCACCACAGCUGGGACACGACCCACCACAACUGGGAGACAACCCACCACAAAACUUACAACAGUUAACAAAGCCAGGCAAGAGGAAGCAGAAUUCAUCCAAAAUGCCAAAGAAAGUGCACAAGUCACACCAUCAAAAACCAGCAGCAUCAACUCCAUUCAUUCCACUAAGCCCAGGUAGUAAUGACUAUAAGGUAGCAAACAGUACCACUAAGUCUGACAAAGAUGUGUCUACAUCAGAAGGAGUUCAUAGAAGUAUGAGACGACAGGAAGAGGCUGCCACUGGGAGCCCCCGUGUUUUCAGAAGUUACCUAGCCCGUGUGGCAGGAAGUAUAAGCAGCAAUACAGACAGUCAACACGCUCCAGUGGGAGGUUUUGAGUUCAGCACCCCGUCAAUGCUUAGCAGACAUGGCAGUCCAUCAGUAAUUGGCACCACAUCAACCCCUGCGUAUUCCAAGGAGAACCAGCCUGCUCCUCGUGAUGCUAGGGCACCCUCGCUCAGCCCCAUUGUGUGCAGUUCUUCACCAUUCACUCGAACAACCCAACCAGAAGUCUCUUACGCGUCGAGCCCAGGCAAUGAUGGCAGCAACCUGAGACUGAUUUCCUUGGGAACAUCACCACGAACUGCUGAAACGAGUCUGUCAGCUUGUAGUCCAUUUUUGAGCACGGCAUCGCCACGUUCCUCCCCUUUCGGGAGCUCAGAUGCUGGUUACGAAGGCAGACAAGCUGUAGCCAGCAGUUCUCCUUACACGGGAAACAGUGUUGACAAGACACGGUCUUUCGGCCAGUCGUACAUCACCGUGGACACCACCAGAUGCUCCGCAACCCUUUCUGAGAGUGAGAGUGAAGAGAAGGAGGUUGCUACAACUCCUGAGCCUACAUCUGUGAGAAAGGUGAAGUUUGGCAUGCCUGAGGAUCUCCAGGUGAAGCUGAACAGGACGAAGAGAGAGGUGAAGAGGACAAUGGUACCAUCUCCACAGAAGUCGUGGGUUUCUCUUGCAACUGGCAGUGCCAUUCUGCAGAGGAGCAGUCCUGCAGGAUGCAGUGAUAAUGAUGACGCCAUCUCGCUGUUUGUGAGCAGAGAUGAGGAUUCCUGGUUCUUGAUUGAUGAUGAUGGGGAGAAUGAAACAUCCAGGGACACCCAGUUGGACAACAGCCCUGCAGCUAAGAACACCACCAGUCUUCCCAGUGUUCAGCAGGCACACCGUCAGAAGCCGUCUCCUGUAGUCUGUAACCCAGCAGAAGGGGCCAGUAGCUCCCCAGGCCUGCCAGACCAGACAGACGUCAGGGUGCACAGAACACAAGGGGGACUGAUCGUCAAGCUGCCACAGAGAACACUGAUGAAGAGGAAGGGUGUAGCCAUGCAUGGUACCACAGCACAAGACGAGACACAGACUGCAGGGCUGUCUAGUCCCAAGCGACUCAGGACUGCUGUCAGCACUAGAGAAGGUACCAGACCCAUGGAGAUGGAGAGAAACACAGGCAGGGGAGCUGCGCAGCAAACAGCACAGUAUGACAGACAUGGAAACAGAUGCCUGCCACUGCCCUUCGGUUACUGCCGACAACAUUUCCUGUCAUUGCAAGGCUGCAGUAUGCAGUAUCAUGGCUGCAAGUUCGACCAUAGGCUGACCAGUAAGGCAAUGGCGCGAGAUCUGAUAGAUUACGUCUCAGGGAAAGGCCUGGCUGUUCCCCUCACCGUGUACAGAGACUACAUCCGUCUACUCAUCCAGGCUGGCGACACGGCAGAAGCUGUGGCAACGUUCAGGAAAUUGAGAAAUUGGAACUCUGGGGAGCUGACUGUCAUCGUGGAUGAACUGACUGAUAACCUGUUAAGCAUGCAGUGCUGGGGUUAUCUGCAAGAGGUCCUUCUUCUGGUGCUACAGAAGGGCAUCAUGCCCAAUGAGAAUGUGCUGUGUGAGCUGAUUCAGCAUCAUGGAGACUACAACAAUAUCCUGGCCAUCAGGCAGCUCAUGGAUAAGUAUGACGAGUGUAACGUCCGGCCGGGAGAUAACGUUCUGUUGCUGGUGGACAGCUGCCUGGCCGGGCCGGACCGUCCACCGUCCCGGGACAGUCUCACCAGUGAGGAGGACGUGGACGACAGGCACCACCGGCACUUCAGCCGCGUCCAGUCCGAGCGCAGGGGCAUCGCCAUGGAAACGGCAAGGGCCGACCCGAAGAACGCGGCGGGCCCUCGUCCUGCCGAUCGUCCGACUGGGAGCCAGGACAAGCCCGGCCAAUCCCUGUGGUCAGAUGGGGCGUGUGGUACUGUACUGCAGGAGCCAAGUCGUUCCCAUACCCCCCUGGGCAUUGUUAACCCACAGCCACAUUACACCAUGGAGAGCUUCAUACAGCGCUUCCAGCUUUUGGCAAAGUCAAGGGUGCCUAUGGAGGAACUUGGCAAGCAGCUGGGGAUGUUAUACACCAGCAUGAAGACCACAGUUGGUACCGAGAGCAGCGGCAAUGUGGACGUGUUACGGGCCCUAUGUGAUGCAGUCAGCUCACAGGAGUGUUUUUCCGAGGUGUUUCAUGCCAUGGUGAAAACAUUGGGUUACUCAGGAGAGGAUGAUGGGAUAAUCUUGUACACGGAGGACAUCGUCCCUCUCGGGCGGGUUGCCGUGUCGCUGCUCCUGGAAGCAAGGCAGAGGGAAGCAUGGGAACAAGGAUUCUACAUGCUGUACCUGAUGCAUGAACACAGCAUGUUGUACGACGAGCUGCCCGGCCUGAGUGAUGCCUGGAGUGAGGAGGACCGAUGGAGGGUGUCCAACGCAGCGCUGCAGAUGUGCCUGAAGUCUGACAACGUCGGGUCGGCCCUCGAGGUGUUAAAGGGUAGAGAUGACAGCUGGCAGUGUCCCCCCGAGUCUCUUGGACCUGUCUUUGAGGAACGCCGCUGCCUUCUGCAGGAGAUUCUAACCGCCGUGACUCUUAAGGCAGAGAAUGCCGAGGAUUACUUCACCCUGAUGGACACCAUUAAAGGCAUGGGAGUUAAUUUAGACCAGCAGUGGAUGGAGAUCCUGAAACAGAACCUGUCAGAUGAAACGGUGAGCCUGGUGGCGCUGGUCUCUGAGCAGAUGAUGCGGAGAGGACUGUUGGACGUCAGGUCCAGCGGAGAGGAGGACAUGAGGGAGAUUAUAUCUUCGCUGGUUGAUGUCCUGGGAAGGAACAAGCUGGAGGAUGAGGCACGAAAGGUCUUCCUUCACGGCUGUCUUCAGGGGAUGUACAAAAUCCCCCUGUACCCUGAGGAAGGCAAGCGCUGGGACCUGUUUGUGCCCUUCGACCUGAAGGCUACGGAGAUGCAGUUCUACGUGGAGCGUCACUUCCAAUUUCUGGGGCACGAUCUGAUGAAAGGGAAGUUCGAGGGAAAUCAUCUCACAAUAACACUCUGGCACAGCACCGCCCUGCGGGAAGAGGAUGCGGAGGGCCGCACGAGAUUGAAGCAGGCCCUGCAGGACGGCUUCGGGUUCAAACACGGCGUGGAGUUCAUCGGUCAAGUGGUCCGAGGGUGCUUUACCGUGGUGAUGUACUACAGCGCCAUCCUGGGCUGGCUACAGCGCACGGACGUUGUGGUCGACGGAAGUACGUCCGGCAUGUCGGACUACGAGAUGGAGGAGGAUUCCCCAAUGGUGCCACCGCGCCCUCCCAGUCAGUGUAGCGUGGACACGCACUUCUCGUCUCUCACCAACGUGGUGAACAGGAUGGCAGGGUACAACCCAGAAGGAGAGGAGGAGGACAGCCCUGGAGCAGACUCGUGCAACCCUGAUGUCCUGAACCGUCUAGAUACCACCGAAACCCGGGGAAAGCAAAAUGAGAAUGCCAGUGACAGAGGCCAAGUUGCCAACAUAACUUCCUACAUGGGCACAAGUGGUCAAGCAAACCUAACACAGCAGAUCAGACUUAAUAAUAGUUUGCCAUCAGCCCAGAUGCACAGCUCAAAUCCUGCAGUACAUGUCAGGGCAGAAAACGGAGAAAUGCACAACAGAAACCAAGUCUUCAACCAGCCUCGCAAUGUACCCAGGCCCCAUGACAACAUGCAGCAAUUUGGCAAUAAUGGCAGUCAAGUGCAGGCACAAGUCCAUGAUAGGAGAGGCACACAACACAUAUCCGAACUCCUCAGUCUCCAACUAUCAUCCAAUUCUAUACCCGCGGAGUUUAAAAGAAAUCCCCAACAAACUUCCUUACUUGGAGAGUACCGCGAACCUUCCCAAGGCCCCCUGCCGAACCUUCGAGGUGUGAACCCUUCAGGAGCCCGACCACAGCUCUGCCCUUAUCCACCGCCACAACAACAGCCUGGACUGCCGCGGUUUCCUGUUGCGAGGGCCAUGCCACUGGUCGGGAGCCGCAAGGACAAUGUUAACAACGCAGCAGGAUAUCACCCUGGCCGGGGUCAACUACAGGCUCGCAGAAACGACGUCAACAACCCACCAGGAUUCCGCAUGGGUUUACAGCAGGGCCACAGAAAUGACGUCAACCCUGCAGCCAGGUUUCCCAUGGGUCUACAGCAGGGUUGCAGGAAUGACAUGAACAAUCCAGCAGGAUUUCGCGUGGGUCCACAGCGGGGUGGCCAAAACGACACCAACAGCGCAGCGGGGUUUCGCAUGGGUCCGCCGCACACCAACAAUCCAGGAGGGCUUUACAUGGGACCACAGCAGGGUCGCAGGUACCAGGGACUGCCCCAGCACAGCCAAGCAAGAGGAGAUGGCAUCAACAGGAUGAGACAGGAUGGUGGGAGAAUUUGGGAUACACCAUCGCCUCCUCCCCCACCUCCACCCCCUCCCCUUCCUUCUCAUCAGGGGUACGUCCCGGGAAUGAAGUCGCCACCCAAGAGUUUCAAGACGGUGUCUCGUCCCAAGCAAGGACCGAUCGACAUCUUCAUUCGCCGGAUACGCGAGGAGAUUGAGGGCCGUUUGAGGACGUGCGGGCAGAUAGCCGAGGAAUAUGUCUCGACUGUUGGAUGCCGCCUUUUGGAUCGGUUUCUUCAGGAGGAGGGGCAGGCAUUGUUCCAGAGGCCACAGUUCAACAUGGAGUUGCAGCGGCGUAUCUUUAAAUUUGUGGAUUGCCACUAUCGUCAGGAGUGUCCACGCUCAUGGUGA
Molecule: messenger RNA, 9544 nt
Organism: Branchiostoma belcheri (Belcher's lancelet)
Lineage: Eukaryota; Metazoa; Chordata; Leptocardii; Amphioxiformes; Branchiostomatidae
Exons: 19
Coding region: 65-9544 (3159 amino acids)
Source: RefSeq, a predicted model, not a curated record